Messenger RNA from Melospiza melodia melodia, 1244 nucleotides. RefSeq names its product proteasome 20S subunit beta 4 (gene PSMB4). The record is from RefSeq and is a predicted model, not a curated record. NCBI's taxonomy places the organism in Eukaryota, Metazoa, Chordata, Aves, Passeriformes, Passerellidae. Gene Ontology annotation, cellular component: proteasome core complex.
AUGACGUCCCCUCCCGGUGCCACCAGUGCCCUCUCCCGUGCCUCCACGAGCGUCUCCGGUGUCACCGGCGCCUCCUCCGGUGUCACCAGCGCCCUGCCCGGCCCCGUUUGCCGGUGUGUCCCCCCCCCACUCACCGCCCGCUCCCGCCGCAGCCACCGCAACCUGUUACCUUCGCUCAGGCCCCGCCCAUCGCCACUGAUUAGCCGGCGCAACCACAAACCCCGCCCAACGGGCGCGGCCCCGUACGACAAGCCCCGCCCAUCACCGCACCGGUGCUGCGUCACGUGGUGGUGCCGCCAUCUUCAGGAGGGAACCGGCCGGUGUUUUCGCCACGUUCAAGAUGGCUCGCCGCCGCCGUUCUGGGCCGGGGGCCCGGCCCCGGGACAAACGUACAUCCCCCGGGCUCUGGGACACACCGACAUCGCUCCCCGGGGCACCGACCGGCCCGCCGCGCUGCCCGCCGGCCGCACGCUGAGCCCGAUGGUGACCGGGACGUCGGUGCUGGGGCUGAAGUUCUCCGGGGGGGUGAUGCUGGCCGCAGACACGGUGGGAUCCUUUGGAUCCCUGGCACGGUUCCGGGGCAUCUCCCGGCUCCUCAAGGUCAACGACUCCACCGUGCUCGGAGCCUCCGGGGACCUGGCAGAUUUCCAGCACCUGCGGCAGCUCCUGGAGCAGAUGGUGAUCGACGAGGAGCUGCUGGGGGACGGGCACAGCUACAGCCCGCGGGCGCUGCACUCGUGGCUGACGCGGGUCCUGUACAACCGGCGCUCCAAGAUCAACCCACUCUGGAACACCGUGCUCAUCGCCGGCGUCUACGGCGGGGAGAGUUUCCUGGGAUAUGUGGACAUGCUGGGCGUGGCCUACGAGGCGCCGUCGUUGGCCACGGGAUUCGGGGCUUACCUGGCCCAGCCGCUGCUGCGGGCGGAGCUGGAGCGGGACCGGGACCGGCUCCCGACGCGGGAGGAGGCGCGGGAGCUGCUGGAGCGCUGCCUGAAGGUGCUCUACUACAGAGACGCUCGCUCCUUCAACAGGUACGAGGUCGCCACAGUGACGGAGAAGGGCGUGGAGCUGGAGGGACUGACCCUGGAGGCCAACUGGGACAUCGCCCACGUGGUCAGAGGUUUCGAGUGAUCUCCAGGAGCUGCUCCGGCCUCGUCAAAUCCCCAUUUUUAUCCAUCCCUUCCUUCCCUCUGGAAUGGCAAAUCUGCCAUUUUUUGGGAAUAAAAUCGAUCGUUUAAGACCAA